UCCUAGUCCCCUGUUCUUAGGGUUUCCUUUUAGGGUUCUUAGCUUAGGGCAAACUGUAUAGCUGACGUGGCAUAUCUAGAUAUUCUUUUGGAUAUUUCUUGUUUGAGUGAGAGGUGAGAGGAGAAGAGAACGAUGGCUUGCAGUGUUCCCGGCCUUUGCGGGACUAGGGCAACGUUUAGGGUGUGCGAGCAGCGCCUGGGAUCCGGCCUGGGGUUCCUCCCGUCGCCAUGGCGCUCCAGAUCAUCUGCGCCAUUGCUAGCGCGCCGGAUUGGAUUCCACCAGGUACGCGCCUCGCUCGCGCCAGGAUCGGCCGCCGAGCGCCUCCAAUCCCUCUCCGGCGUCGUCAGCGAUGAGAAUGUGCCCGAGGGCCACUCGGGGCUGCACGGAUUCCUCUACGGCGAGGCCGGGGCGGAGGUCCACGGCGACGGCGCCGCCAAGGAAUUCCAGGGCCGGGAAGGGGAGGACGAUGGAACCAGCGUCCUGGAGCUCGAGAGCUAUGUCUCGGCGAGAGAGAGCAUCAAAUUCCCGGGGGUCUACGCCGUCUAUGGCAAGAACAAGGCGAUGGAGUACGUUGGCUUCUCCAGGAACGUCGUCCUGUCGCUCAAGACGCACAGAACCCGAGCCGGCGAGGAGCGCUGCGCGUUUGUGAGGGUGAAGCUCUUUGGCGAUCCAUCGCUCGUCACCAAGUCGAGGCUGGAGGAAGAGAAGCAGCGCUGGAUACGAGAGCUCGAGGCCGUACCACCAGGGAACUCCCCGGAAGAACAGAGCCUCUGGUCUUCUUCCGCAAAGGUGGUGGAGACGAGCAGCGCCAAGGCCAAGUCCAUGUCCGAGAGCGAGCGGAGGGAGUACGAGGAGAAGAAGCUCAAGCUGCGCAAGGCCAUGGGCGAGAACUUGCACGACGACGUCGAUGGCGAGGACGAGGAUGCCAAGCUGCGGCGCCUCAAGAUCUUGCAGGCCGUGGAGGGCGAUAACUGGAGCAGUGUGAUCGAUGGCCAGACCAUGGAAACUGUUGGCUCCUCCGCUGGUUCUUCGUCUUCGGACGCUUCUUCUUCGACUUCUUCGCGCGAGGUGGUGAGCCCGUUUGAGUCGAGCAACACGAGCAGCACCGCGGGCAGUGGCUUGUACUCUACCGAGACGUAUGAUUUCACCGCGGAGAACGUUGACAAGGUGCUGGACGAGGUGCGGCCAUACCUGGUAGCUGAUGGCGGCAAUGUGGCCGUCGUCUCGGUCGCUGAUGGAACCGUCUCGCUGGAACUCCAAGGGGCUUGCGGGACUUGUCCCAGCUCCACGUCCACCAUGAAAAUGGGAAUCGAGCGAGUCCUCCGGGAGAAAUUCGGCGACGCUGUGAAAGAAGUGGUCGACAUCAACAGGCCAAGUGUAACUUUGACAUUUGAAGCCUUGAAUGGACAGAUUGACAUGCUGAGAAGCGCCAUCGAAGGCUACGGUGGUGUGGUACAGCUCGCCACUGUUGAUCCUGCCAAGGGAGAGUGUCAAAUAAAAUACAAAGGCCCGGUGCCGCUGGGCCUGGGGAUCAAGGCUGCCAUCAGAGACAAGUUCCCGGAGCUCAACGUCGUCUUGAUCGAUCCUUAGAGGGUCAGAAAACUUGUUUGUGGCUUCAUCACCAUCUGGAAUAACAUGGUGUCAAAAUUCGUCGACGGCGAA
Messenger RNA from Selaginella moellendorffii, 1662 nucleotides. RefSeq lists its product as uncharacterized. NCBI's taxonomy places the organism in Eukaryota, Viridiplantae, Streptophyta, Lycopodiopsida, Selaginellales, Selaginellaceae. The record is from RefSeq and is a predicted model, not a curated record. Bases 133 to 1590 code for a protein of 485 amino acids. Gene Ontology annotation, molecular function: iron ion binding; iron-sulfur cluster binding. Gene Ontology annotation, biological process: iron-sulfur cluster assembly. The transcript has 3 exons.